AAACAGGAAGCUGCAAGCAAAAAUGUUCACGUUUUCGUUCCCACACGACAUGUAGUUUAUUAUCAAACCCCAACACGACACAAUAUCCGUCUGAGUAACACGACUAAUUAAUUAUUUUCUCCUUCUGUCUCUGUCUCCAUGUCUGUUCUGGGCUGGGUUUUUUUCAUCUCCAGUGGAAAAAUAUGAAUAACAGCACUGCGUGGUGGACAUGCGCGGAGCUGCAGCGAAUAUGGCGGCUUGCAUCUGAUAGAAAGUGAGGAAUCUCCCAUCAAAAUACCCUGUUCAAACGUGUUUGUGUAGGUAACAGUUUAUCUGACUUCACCUCCUCUGCAGCAGCACGUUAAACAUCAUCAUCAUGGGCCGAACACCACACAGAGAUCAAAAAGAAGAGAAGAAGGAGAGGCGAAGCAGCAUCACAGCGGGCUCUGCCCUCGACAAAUCUAAUGAACCAUUCAGCUGGGAAGAUUAUCUGAGAGAAACAUCCUCCAUUGCAGCGUCGCCUAAUUGCUUCAAACAGUCCAGAGUCCCCCCCUCCAAUGACUUCAAAGCAGGAAUGAAACUUGAGGCACGGGACCCUCGCAACUCUAACUCAGUGUGCAUUGCAACGGUGAUGGGCAUGAUGGGUACUCGUUUACGCCUACGUCUGGAUGGUAGCGACAACACCAAUGACUUCUGGCGGCUGGUUGACUCGUCAGACAUCCAGCCAAUAGGAACCUGUGAGAGGAAUGGAGACAUGCUGCAGCCACCGCUGGGUUUCAGGAUGAACGCCUCCUCGUGGCCCAUGUUUCUCCUGCGGACGCUUAGUGGAGCAGAGAUGGCUCCUGCCUCUGCUUUUAAGAAGGAACCAUCCAGCCCUGCUAAAAAUUACUUCCAGCCUGGUAUGAAGCUGGAGGCAGUUGACAGGAAGAACCCUUACCUGAUUUGUCCUGCCACCGUUGGAGAGGUCAGAGGUCAGGAGAUUUUUGUCAUGUUUGACGGCUGGCGAGGAGCCUUCGACUACUGGUGCCCCUUCGACUCCAGAGACAUCUUCCCCGUUGGCUGGUGUGCCCUUACGAAACACAGCUUACAGCCGCCUGGAAACUUCUUCACCCUCCCUGGUGCACUCCUUGCCCCCGUUUCUUCCACCUCAGCCUCCCUCACUACACGUCGCUCCUCUUCUAACUCCUCCUCCAUGCAGACCUCGUACCGACUGCCCAAUCCCUUGCCACCCCUCCCCGUUCGCAAGGGUGUCCGAGGUCGUCGUCCCAAAUCCCAGACUAUUGCUUUGUUGAAGGCAGCGGCUGAGGCUGCUGCGGCAGCAGCAGUAAAUGGAGCAUCACAGAGCCCUGCCAGAACUGGCUCUGAGGCUCAACUGGCCCCCAGACCACACAAGAAGAGAGGGCCCAAGCCUAGGAACAAGAAGAAGCCUCGGGUGGUGCAGUCCCUGGGGUCAUCAUCAGUUACGGCUCCGCCUCCUGAGACCAGACUGAGCUCUAGCCAUGUCUCAGUGGACAACAACCACAGCAACAACUCAAAUGUAGUUUGCACAGUUUGUGUCUACGUCAACAAGCACGGUGACUAUGGCCCGCAUCUUGACCGAAAACUAGUGCAGCAACUCCCGGAUCACUUUGGUCCAGCUCCGGUCAAUGCUGUGCUUCAGCAAGCUGUUCAGGCCUGCGUGGACUGUACUUACCAGCCGUCUGUACUGCUGUCGUUCCUGCAGAGCCAGUCACACACAGGAGGAGAGGUUAUUAGAGUGCGGUCAGAGCAUGGUAUCCGCUACGUGAAGCUGCCCUCUGCCUCCAGUGCAUCGUCUGUGCUGCGGUUCCUGGAGAACAUGUGCCAACAUCUGGAAAGUGACAGUCUUUUCAGCUCACAGCCGUUCAGCCCCUACAACAACAACACACGCUUCUACAACAAGACCAAGUCAGCAGAACCGCCGUCCCACACUGAGAACGGCCUGGCCAAUGAUGAUUCCACAAAGGAUUCUGCUCCCAGCACCCGCUCCAUUCACACCGCAUCAGACUACAGAGCAGCAAAGAAGGAGCGGCCAUAUUACCCCGGACACACACACACACCACCGCCCUUACGACGAGUCAGCUCCAACCCGGCUGAUCUUGGCCCAAUGUGUGCACACAGACGAGUGGAGGCAGCUAGCUCAACAACAGGCCCAGACCAUAUGAAACAGGACAAGGAAGGUUCAGGGAACGACGCUUCUUCCUGGUCAGUUGAUGAUGUCAUACGGUUUGUCCAAGAGGCUGAUCCCCAAACGCUCGGCCCGCAUGUUGAACUGUUCAGGAAACACGAGAUUGAUGGGAAGGCUCUGAUGCUGCUGCGCAGUGAUGUCAUUAUGAAAUAUAUGGGACUGAAGCUGGGCCCAGCGCUCAAACUCUGUCAUCACAUCGAGAAGCUGAAACAGACCAAACAAUAGAGGAUAAAGGCACUCUCUUUUCUCACUGGCAACCAAACACACACAAACAUGUAUUAUUCUACAGGGAUGUAGCGCAGCGUCAGUCCAUCUUAACCAGGGUCGUAGGCACCACUGAGGAUGCUGAGCUCACGUCCUCUGUAUUUUUUCUGAAUUUGGGGAUUUUAGAAACCUGCAGGGAGUUAAAAGGUUAUACAUGUUGGGUAUUUCAUACUUGGUACUUGAGGACCAACAGAUAAAUAAAUCCUUCUCAGAAUGUUAUUCCUGGCAGUGUGGAGAAAGCUUUGAAGCAGCAUUUAGAUCUUGGGAAAUAGAAUUUACAAGUAUAAUUAAACAGUAAAAUUAAAGCCCUGAGCUGAACAAUUUUACUUUUUAAUUAACAGAACACAGUUUACUUUCACAUUAAAACACAUACACAUUACAGGAAAUCAUAAUUUCCAGAUGUGUAAGUAAUAUCAGAUGUUUGAGCAUAAUCAUCAUUUUUUUCAUGUUAGUGGUUUUUUUUUUGCCUUAUUAUAAACUGGAGGCCAUAAUUUAUCAAUUAAGUUACCUCUACAUUGCCAGUGCGCACAAAUACACACACACACACACACACAUUAUAGGUUUUUCAGCUUUGUCCCCCUCAGAUGUCUGUCAGAAGUAUUUUUUUCCCUAGUCAGAAUUUCAGGAUGGACGCUCUGCACAAAAGGUUGGGAAAGUUAGUUCAGGUACAGGCAGUGAACGUCUCACUGCAUCAUUUCUAACAAUGCAAUAAAAGGUUUCUGAAAGACUGCAUCUGUUACAGACUGUCAAAUUUAGUUUAUGCAAGUCAGUGAAUGUAUGCAGUCAUGAGCAUUAUUACUCAUAGGUACUGAACAACAGGAAUGCUCAAUUAUGUGACUGAGAAGUGUUGAAGGGUUUAAUUUCAAAAUGUCGGAUAAGACGUCUUGUUCCCUGAAGUCAAUCAUUGCAUAAAUGAUUCCUGUCCUCAAUCAAUUCAUUUAUUUUUAACGAAGAUCAUAAAUUAACUUUGGCCGAGUGGGCGCCGCUUUUAUUUAAAUGGUGGACAUUUUACUUUGGAAGAAAACCUUUCAUCAGUUGUGAUUCUGCAGCGCAGGCCGUAGAUGUAGAAAAUCAGUUACUGAAAAGUUUUUUUUCUGUUUUGUUUGUGUGUGUUUUUCCUGUAUUGGAAGACAUUCAAGCUGGGUGGUCUCAGCUUGAGCACUGAUGUGGCUACCUGAUUGUAUUAUGCUUUGACAGUCUCUCUUUCUCUCUCACACACACACAGGAGACAUACACAUGUAAUGACUGGAAUACUGUAAGUGUUUUGACAUUAAAAUAAAGGCAAGGUUGUUAUCUGUCAA
Lates calcarifer (barramundi perch) is the source of this 3750-nucleotide messenger RNA. RefSeq names its product Scm polycomb group protein like 2 (gene scml2). The transcript is spliced from 14 exons. Gene Ontology annotation, molecular function: protein binding. Gene Ontology annotation, biological process: regulation of DNA-templated transcription. The record is from RefSeq and is a predicted model, not a curated record. Bases 356 to 2410 code for a protein of 684 amino acids. Gene Ontology annotation, cellular component: nucleus. NCBI's taxonomy places the organism in Eukaryota, Metazoa, Chordata, Actinopteri, Centropomidae.